This is a messenger RNA of Salvelinus fontinalis (brook trout), 4674 nucleotides long. RefSeq names its product splicing factor Cactin-like. The transcript has 10 exons. Gene Ontology annotation, biological process: mRNA cis splicing, via spliceosome; negative regulation of innate immune response. The coding region runs from base 98 to 2737 and encodes 879 amino acids. The record is from RefSeq and is a predicted model, not a curated record. Lineage: Eukaryota; Metazoa; Chordata; Actinopteri; Salmoniformes; Salmonidae. Gene Ontology annotation, molecular function: protein binding. Gene Ontology annotation, cellular component: cytoplasm; spliceosomal complex.
AAAUACAUUACAGUUGUGUGCUGCGAACAAAAAUAAAUAUACAGCUCUGAUUUACGCGACGUAGAACGGACCACAACGUUUUGGAAACCCAUUUGCCAUGGGUCCGGAAAAAUAUAAUCGGUCCCGUUCUGGAUCUCGUAGUCGGAACCGAAACAGGUCCAAAAUAAGUAGAUCACGAUCACCCGAAGAGAAAAGAGGCCGGAGUCGGUCCGUGAAUCGGAACCAAAAUCCCCGGAGAAUUGCGCGUUCUGAGAGCGGAAGCUCGGACAGCAGUGGUGGAUCUCCGGGGCGACAAUGGCCCCCUAGCAGAGGCCAUCCCGGGUCGAGAAGCGACUCAGACAGCGACAAGAGACGUAAACUGAAGGGCAAAUCAAAAGACCGAUCCAGCUCUGACUCAGAUGAUCCAAAGGAGAGGAAGGAAAGAGACAAAAAGAAAGGCAGAAGAGAAGACAAAGGAGAGAAGAGGAGGGGCUGGAGCCAGUCCCAGUCUGAUUUAGGGUCCAGUGCAGACUGGAAGAGAGUGAGGGAUGGGGGGAACAUUGACCGGGAGAGGAGAUGGCAGAGGAGUGCAGACAGAGGGAGCAGAAGCCCUAGCAGAGAGGGGGAACAACAGAUCAGGGAGAGGACUAGGGACAGGGAGAGGAUGAAAAGCCGAGAGAGGGACCCAAGCCGAGGUGAGGAGAGUAGUCGAGACAGAGAGAGAAGCAGCCGGAGGAGUGAAAACCGCGGGAGGAGAGAGGGAAGCAGAGAUAGGGACAAAGAUAGGAAAAGACGUCGCUCUGGCUCCUCUGACUCGUCUAAGAGUUCCGGGUCAGAGGGCCGGGCCCGUGGAGGCAGCCCAGGGUCUGGAGAGGCCAGGCCCUCGGUCCGAGAUGAGAAGAAGAACCAGAGAGAGAUGCUGAAGGCCCUGGAGACCCCAGAGGAGAAGAGGGCCAGACGACUGGCCAAGAAGGAGGCCAAGGAGAGGAAGAAGAGGGAGAAGAUGGGCUGGAGUGAGGAGUACAUGGGCUAUACCAAUGCAGACAACCCCUUUGGAGACAACAACCUGCUGGGCACCUUCAAAUGGCAGAAGGCUCUAGACAGGAAGGGCAUUGGCCAUCUGGGUGAGAAGGACCUGAAAGACAGAAACAAACGCAUCCAGGAGGAGAAUCGUAGAGAACUGCAGAAGGUGAAGCAGCUGCGACUGGAGAGGGAGAGAGAGAAGGCCAUGAGAGAGACGGAGCUAGAAAUGCUGCAGAGAGAGAAGGAGGCAGAGCAUUUCAAAACCUGGGCAGAGCAAGAGGAUAACUUCCACCUGCACCAGGCCAAGCUACGGUCUAAGAUCCGUAUCCGUGACGGCCGUGCUAAGCCCAUAGACCUGUUGGCUAAGUACAUCAGUGCUGAGGAUGAUGACCUGGCUGUGGAGAUGCAUGAACCUUACACCUUCCUCAAUGGACUCACCGUCACUGACAUGGACGACCUGCUCGAAGACAUCAAGGUGUACAUGGAGCUGGAGCAGGGCAAGAAUGUGGACUACUGGAGGGACAUGACCACCAUCACAGAGGACGAGAUCAGCAAGCUCCGGAAACUGGAGGCAUCUGGAAAAGGCCCAGGUGACCGUCGUGAUGGCAUUAACACUUCAGUGAGCACCGAUGUUCAGAUAGUGUUUAAGGGAAAGACGUACAGCCAGCUCCAGGCGCUGAACCUCAACAUGGAGACUAAGAUCAGAGCUGGAGGAUCCAACCUGGAUAUAGGCUACUGGGAGAGCCUGAUGCAGCAAGUCAGGGUCUUCAUGGGCCGAGCACGGUUGAGAGAGAGGCACCAGGAUGUGUUGCGUCAGAAGCUGUUCAAGCUGAAACAGGAGCAGGGAGUGGAGAGUGAGCCUCUCUUCCCCAUUAUCAAAGAGGAGCCUGAGGACGAGGAUGUGACCGAGAAAGAAAACCCUCCCUCAAAGGAGCCUGGCGCCGCCUCUUCCUCCCCUUCCGCCAAUCAGAAGAGAGCUACAGAGAAGGAUGACCAAGUGGCAGGCCCAUCCACAGAGAGAGACGGGGAAAAGGAGGGAGAAGAGGGAGAGGAGAAGGGUGAGGUGGUAGAGGCCGUUCUGACCGAGGAGGAUUUGAUCCAGCAGAGCCAGGCAGAGUAUGACUCUGGCCGCUACAGUCCCACCCUGCUGCUGCCCUCAGAGCUACCUCUGGACACACACACCAUCACACCUGAUGAAGACACACACAAACUACACCUCUCACGCAGACAGCUCGCCGUCACAGGUGAUGCCAAUGAGAAUGCGGAGGAUGAGUUUGUGCGUCGCGCCAAACAGGGCAUGGGCGGGGACGAGGCUCAGUUUAGCGUGGAGCUUCCCCUAACGGGCAAGAUGUACCUGUGGGCCGACAAAUACCGUCCCCGGAAACCACGCUUCUUCAACAGGGUCCACACAGGCUUUGAAUGGAACAAAUAUAACCAGACGCAUUACGACUUCGACAACCCUCCGCCUAAGAUCGUCCAGGGCUACAAGUUCAACAUCUUCUACCCGGACCUGAUCAACAAACGUUCCACGCCGCAGUACUUCCUAGAACCCAGUCCUGACAACAAGGACUUCGGGGUUCUGCGGUUCCACGCGGGCCCGCCGUACGAGGACAUUGCCUUUAAGAUCGUGAACCGCGAGUGGGAGUACUCUCACCGUCAUGGGUUCCGCUGUCAGUUCGCCAACGGGAUUUUCCAGCUGUGGUUCCACUUCAAGAGGUACCGCUACAGGAGAUAGAACUGGCUAACUGACCAACACCAACUCAGACUGGGAACCUCAGACUGCCAGGUUUUAACUAUAGAUAUGGAAUGUUAAUGUACUUUGUAUCUGUUGUCUUAGUGGUAACCUUUCUCUUUGUUAUCACUAUGGCAGCCCAGACCAUUCCGUUGUCACAAAGAAUGGUUUCCAAUUCUGUUUGAUCAGCUACUGCUUUUCAAUGUACAGUUGAAGUCGGAAGUUUACAUUCACCUUAGCCAAAUACAUUUAAACUCAGUUUUUCACAAUUCCUGACAUUUAAUCAUCCUCGUAAAAAUUGUUGGGAUCAACACUUUAUUUUAAGAAUGUGAAAUGCCAGAAUAAUACUAGAGAGAAUGAUUUAUUUCAGCUUUAAUGCUUUCAUCACAUUCCCAGUGGGUCAGAAGGUUACAUACACUUUUAGUAUUAGUAUACAAUUAGUAUUUGGUAGCAUUGUCUUUUGAAUUGUUAAACUUGGGUCAAAUGUUUCGGGUAGCCUUCCACAAGCUUCCCACAAUAAAUUGGGUGAAUUUUGGCCCAUUCCUCCUGACAGAGCUGGUGUAACUGAGUCAGGUGUGUAGGCCUCCUUGCUCGCACACGCUUUUUCAGUUAUUCCCACACAUUUUCUAUAGGAUUGAGGUGAGGGCUUUGUGAUGGCCACUCCAAUACCUUGACUUUGUUGUCCUUAAGCCAUUUUGCCACAACUUUGGAAGUAUGCUUGGGGUCAUUGUCCAUUUGGAAGACCCAUUUGCAACCAAGCUUAACUUCCUGACUGAUGUCUUGAGAUGUUGCUUCAAUAUAUCCACAUAAUUUACCUUCUUUCCUCAUGAAGCCAUCUAUUUUAUGAAGUGCACCAGUCCCUCCUGCAGCAAAGCACCCCCACAACAUGAUGCUGCCACCCCCGUGCUUCACUGUUGGGAUGGUGUUCUUCGGCUUUUCCUCCAAACAUAACGAUGGUCAUUAUGGGCAAACAGUUCUAUUUUUGUUUCAUCAGACCAGAGGACGUUUCUCCAAAAAGUAUGAUCUUUGUCCCCAUGUGCAGUUGCAAGCUGUAGUCUGGCUUUUUUAUGGCGGUUUUGGAGCAGUGGCUUCUUCCUUGCUGAGCGGCCUUUCAGGUUAUGUCGAUAUAGGACUAGUUUUAAAGUGGAUAUAGAUACUUUUGUACCUGUUUCCUCCAGCAUCUUCACAGGGUCCUUUGCUGUUGUUCUGGGAUUGAUUUGCACUUUUCGCACCAGAGUACGUUCAUCUCUAGGAGACAGAACACAUCUCCUUCCUGAGCGGUAUUACGGCUGCGUGGUCCCAUAAUGUUUAUACUUGCAUACUAUUGUUUGUACUGAUGAACAUGGUACCUUCAGGCGUUUGGAAACUGCUCCCAAGGAUGACUCAGACUUGUGGAGGUCUACAAUUUUUUUAUUUUGUGAUAUCUUUUUAUUUUCACAUGAUGUUAAGCAAAGAGGCACUGAGUUUGAAGGUAGGCCUUGAAAUACAUCCACAUGUACACCUCCAAUUGACUCAAAUUAUGUCAAUUAGCCUAUCAGAAGCUUCUAAGGCCAUGACAUCAUUUUCUGGAAUUUUCCUACCUGUUUAAAGGCACAGUCAACUUAGUGUAUGUAAACUUCUGACCCAUUAGAAUUGUGAUACAGUGAAUAAGUGAAAUAAUAUGUCUGUAAAUUGUUGGAAAAAUUACUUGUCAUGCACAAAGUAAUGUCCUAACCUCCUUGCCAAAACUAUAGUUUGUUAACAAGAAAUUUGUGGAGUGGUUGAAAAUGAGUUUUAAUGACUCCAACCUAAGUGUAUAUAAACUUCUGAAUUCAACUGUACCUGUCUCCGAAAUUACAUAUUAAAGAUUAUUUUCCUAGCUGGCUUCCAUUUGAUGCAAUCAGAGCUGUGAGAGGUAAAACUGUCUAAAUCAUAUUCAAUUAAAGAAACAUCCUAACUUA